Messenger RNA from Phlebotomus argentipes, 2871 nucleotides. RefSeq names its product molybdenum cofactor biosynthesis protein 1 (gene Mocs1). Bases 488 to 2224 code for a protein of 578 amino acids. The transcript is spliced from 4 exons. Gene Ontology annotation, biological process: Mo-molybdopterin cofactor biosynthetic process. Gene Ontology annotation, molecular function: cyclic pyranopterin monophosphate synthase activity; 4 iron, 4 sulfur cluster binding; metal ion binding. The record is from RefSeq and is a predicted model, not a curated record. NCBI's taxonomy places the organism in Eukaryota, Metazoa, Arthropoda, Insecta, Diptera, Psychodidae.
AAAAAUAAAUAAAUUUCAACACAAUUAACAUUAUAUUCUCCGCUCAACGUUCUCAAUGAAGACACGCUUUUCGACGUAUUUUCUUGUUAUUCAUUGAAAAAAAAAAACUAUUGAUUUUCUGCUUCUGAGUAAACUUUUUCUCCUGUUUUUGAUAAAGUUAUAAAUACGCAACUGAAACGACUCAACGAUUGAUCAAAUAGAGACACAAAUAAUGAUUUUAUCAUCAAAAGUUUGCAAAGAUGUGAAAUUGAGGCACAAAUUAGGGUUAAAUUGAUCGUAGUUUCGUGCAACUGAAGCUUUUGAGCGGGAACAGGGGAGUUGCAUGAGACUGGUUUCCUCUGAUUUGCCUACUUCGCGGCGCUUGAGCAGUUCGAUUGUCAAAUAUGACGACAUAGCGGACAGUUUUUUCUGACUGGAAUUAAUUGUUUCCAGCUUUUUGCCAUCCAUAGAAUAGUGGGCCGUGCGAUUGGGCGCGAGUGUCUGUGAAAUGUUGAGACCGUUGGGAUCGCGUUUGGGUGUUUUGGGUCGCUUUUGGGGCAUUGGCGGCAGAAGUUUUUCCGCCGAUCCACCACCUGUUGCUCCCGGAAAGAGCAUUUUGGGCGACAGGGAGUCGCCCACGCUGACGGACACUUUCGGGCGCCACCACACGUAUCUGAGGAUCUCCCUGACGGAGAGAUGCAAUCUGCGGUGUCAGUAUUGCAUGCCAGAGGAGGGCGUGCAGCUCACGGCUGGCGGUGAGUUGCUGACCAAUGCGGAGAUGUUCAAGCUGGCGGAGUUGUUUGUCCGCGAAGGAGUGAGGAAGAUCAGGCUCACUGGCGGUGAGCCAACAGUGCGGAAGGAUAUCGUCGAGAUUGUGGGCACACUGAAGAGCAUCCCGCAGCUGGAGAGUGUCUCAAUCACCACGAAUGCUCUGGUGCUCACGCGAAUCCUCGUGCCGCUGCAGAGAGCCGGUCUGGAUGCCUUGAAUAUCAGCCUGGACACGCUCGUGCCCAAGAAGUUCGAGAAGAUCACCCGUCGCCGGGGCUUUGAGCGUGUCAUCGCUGGAAUCGACCUGGCCAUUCAGCUGGGAUAUCGUCCGAAAGUGAAUUGCGUGGUGAUGAAUGGCCUGAAUGAGGAGGAAAUUGUGGACUUUGUGGAGUUCACAAGGGACAGAAAUGUCGACAUUCGCUUCAUUGAGUACAUGCCAUUCUCCGGGAACAAGUGGGAGACGGAGAAGAUGGUCUCCUUCCGCGAUAUGUUGUCUCUCAUCAGGGCGAAGUAUCCGGACUUUCAUGCCCUGCCAAAUGGACCAAAUGACACUUCCAAGGCCUUCAAAGUUCCCUCCUUUGCCGGCCAAGUGGGCUUCAUCACAUCCAUGACGGAGCACUUCUGUGGCUCCUGCAAUCGCCUCCGGAUCACAGCCGAUGGGAACCUGAAGGUUUGUCUGUUCGGGAACACGGAAGUCUCCUUGAGGGAUGCUCUGCGCGGCGGAUGCUCAGAAGGUGAUCUGGUGGCUCUCAUCUCAGCAGCUGUGAACAGGAAGAAGAAGCAGCAUGCGGAUCCCGCCAAGGCAGUGCCGGGAGUGUCUCUGCGUGACAUGACAGGGGAUCUCUUGGCGGCGCAGCGCCCGGCCGGGCGAUCGCUCGUGCGCUGCAUGUCCACGGGCAGUUUGUCUCACGUGACGCCCGAGGGGAAGGCGAAGAUGGUGGAUGUGAGUGGGAAGAGCGUGAGCCGGCGCGAGGCCAGAGCGAGAGCCGUGGUGUCCGUGGGGCCCACAAUCUCCCAUCUCAUUCGCAGCAAUGAGAUCCGCAAGGGUGACGUGCUGUCCGUGUCGAAGAUCGCCGCAAUUCUCGCGUCCAAGCGCACAUCAGAGAUCAUUCCGCUGUGCCACAACAUUCCGCUGAGUCUGGUGGACGUGACCACGAAGCUCAACACGCGCACGCACGAGGUGAUCGUGGAGGCGCUGGUGCGCUGCGACGGGAAGACGGGCGUCGAGAUGGAGGCGCUCACGGCCGUCACGGUGGCCUCGCUCACGAUCUACGACAUGUGCAAGGCCGUGUCGCACGACAUCGUCAUCCGGGACGUGAUGCUGGUGGCGAAGUCCGGCGGCAAGAGCGACUACAAGCGCCAGGCGAUCGAGAAGGCGGACGACAGUGAGGAUGGAAAUCUCAAGGAGAUCACGCUCAAGUACAAUCGUGAUCCUCACGAUGAGAAAGACGAGCGAUUCUAUCCCACGCCAAUUUAGUCCUGCUUCUCUUUCUCUUUUCCCCCCUCUUUUCCUGUGAUUGGCACGCAAACACUCUGUCCUUAGCAGCAGCCACGAAAUCCUGUGCAUUCUCUCCAGCAGCUACGCGCAUUGUCCCUAAUCCCGCCGCAAAACCAGGGAUACUGAGUGAUGAAUUCGCUAAAAUCUCGACAAAAGACUGAUAAAGACACUUUGUUGGUUUUAUUAGCGACAAUUUUGAGAAUAUGCUAAUAAAAUCAACGACUUUUGGAUUGAAAAUCGAGUCAAUAUAAGUUUAGUUAAAGCCAAAUGAAAUCUCUAUGUUGAAUUUUUGUUUAGACGUGCCAUUUUUCUUUCAGAACUAAUUAUCAGUUUUGCUCCAGUCUUAAAGUAUACGAUCUUUUGAAGCGUGAUAAUCUCAUUUCCAAAGUCUCCGGAACUGUUUUUCUUCUAUCGAAUAUGCUUUUAUGCCAAAAAGAACCAAGAGAAAAUAUGCAGCUAAUGGCUAGUUUCCAUCCUCAGUAUCCCUGCUCUUGCAGCUGAAGCUCCCAGAAGAGCAAAUAUAUAUUGUUUUACAUCUCUUGCAUUGACUUUUUAAAGGCUUUUAUACAUUGUUAUACUCACGGAGGAAUAAUAAAAUCUAUUUUGUAUAAUCGUUUUACUGGAAA